This is a messenger RNA of Epithele typhae, 1821 nucleotides long. RefSeq names its product aryl-alcohol oxidase-like protein. The transcript has 11 exons. The record is from RefSeq and is a predicted model, not a curated record. Lineage: Eukaryota; Fungi; Basidiomycota; Agaricomycetes; Polyporales; Epitheliaceae. Gene Ontology annotation, molecular function: oxidoreductase activity, acting on CH-OH group of donors; flavin adenine dinucleotide binding. Bases 1 to 1821 code for a protein of 606 amino acids.
AUGUUCAUAGCAAGUUCUAUCCUGGCAGCAAUCCCGCUGCUAUGGUCCACGACACUCGCCAUAAGUGCUAUCCUCACCAACCAUCAUCACGCCGCGAACCGGAAAUAUGACUUCGUCAUCAUCGGCGGUGGAACUGCUGGUUCUGUGAUUGCCCAUCGGCUGACUGAGGAUCCAAAUGUUCGCGUGCUACUUGUCGAAGCGGGGAGAAGCAACGUCGACGGCCCUGAUGUGGACGAUAUUCAGGUUCCUUUCCUCGUCUCGUCGAUUGAUGCAUCUUUCAACUGGAACUAUUCUACUGUGGCUCAACCCUCACUUCAAAAUCGGUCACUAGACUACCCUCGCGGACAUGUUCUAGGUGGAAGCAGUUCGAUCAAUUUCAUGCUGUAUACGAGAGGAUCUUCCGACGAGUACGACCGUGUUGCAAACAUUACAGGGGACGAGGGCUGGUCAUGGAAGCACAUGCUGCCCUAUAUGAUAAAAAGCGAGACGCUUUCGCCACCCGUUGACGGGCAUGAUACGCGCUCACAAGUCAACGCCACCCUUCAUGGCUUUCACGGGCCGGUGUUGACAAGCCUGCCCGGCAACUCAACGAUAUUGGAUGGUCGUGUGAUCAUGACCACGAGUGAACUUGCCGAGUUCCCUUUCAAUCUGGACAUGAACUCGGGCAAUCCACUCGGCCUUGGUUGGCUGCAAUCCACGAUAGGACACGGCGUCCGUACCAGCUCCGCCACGGCUUUCUUGGACGCCAACACACUUGACCGGAAGAAUCUCGAUGUUCUUAUUGGCACUCGGGUGACCCGUCUCAUCUCGUCGGUUCGAAGCAACUCGAAGCCCACCUUCCGGGAUGUUGAGCUCGCACAAAGUCCGUCAGGAGAGCGUGUUAUCGUGACUGCAACGAAAGAACUUGUUCUAUCAGCAGGAUCCGUCGGCACCCCGCAAAUUCUCAAGCUGUCUGGGAUCGGUGAUCGCGAAGAGCUUGCUGCGCACGGCAUCCCCCUGGUGCUUGAUUUGCCCGACGUCGGAAAGAAUCUCCAGGACCACCCCUGGGUUCCACUGCAAUGGCAGAUCAACACAAAUGUGACGCUCGAUCCGUUCAACAGAAACGCAACGCUUCGCGAUGCGGCCCUCUCUGCGUACGACGCGACAAAACGGGGUCCACUGGCAAAUAAUCCCGGAGGCAACCACAUUGGCUGGUUUCGCUUGCCUGAGAAUUCUUCCGUCCUGCGCCAGUACGGCGAUCCCUCUUCCGGACCGUUGUCCCCGCAUUACGAGCUCACGGUUUCGAAUUCGUUCCUCUCGUUCACCCAGCCCACGCCAGAUGCAGGAGGAUUCAUGAGCAUGGCCGCAGCGCUUGUGGCGCCUACCUCGAAGGGGAGCGUCAGCCUGGCCUCAUCGUCGGCAUUCGACGCUCCACUCAUCGACCCCGCAUUCCUCCAGGCUCCGGAAGACCUCGCGAUCCUCACGGAGGCGGUGAUGGCCGCGCACCGGUUCACGAGUGCGCCGGCAUGGAAGGACUUCAUCAUCGCGCCUUUCCCCGACACUGCGAACACGACGACAGAAGAGGGUGCACGCGAAUACGUCAAGCGGAUGGCGACGACUUUCCGACACCCCGUGGGGACCGCGCGCAUGGGCGCAGCAGAUGACGCCAGCGGUGUGGUUGGACCGGAUCUUUGUGUCAAGGGCGCGGCGGGGCUGAGAAUUGUGGACGCAUCUGUCUUUCCUCAUAUCUUUGGUUCUCACCUUCAGGCUCCCGUGUACGCAAUCGCAGAGCGCGCAGCGGACCUGAUCAAGCAGGCGCAUGGGUUGCGGCGGUCACUCUAG